Messenger RNA from Caenorhabditis briggsae, 1260 nucleotides. The coding region runs from base 1 to 1260 and encodes 419 amino acids. Gene Ontology annotation, molecular function: DNA-binding transcription factor activity; sequence-specific DNA binding; zinc ion binding. The transcript has 7 exons. Lineage: Eukaryota; Metazoa; Nematoda; Chromadorea; Rhabditida; Rhabditidae. Gene Ontology annotation, biological process: regulation of DNA-templated transcription. The record is from RefSeq and is a predicted model, not a curated record.
AUGUUGGAAAUUAUGAAUGAACCCACAAGUUCGUCUUCUUCCGAAUGUUCCUUACCUGUCAUAAAUUCAAUGAAGGAUUGCGAAGUCUGCGGUUUGCCGGCUCAUGGAAAACACUAUGGAGCCAUCAGCUGUAGAGCGUGUGCUGCAUUUUUUCGACGUUACGGAACUUCGGGACAUGUGAAACCUUGUAAAACAGGUGGAAACUGUGUGGUACGCAAAAAAGGAUGGUUCAAUUGUAAAAAGUGUCGGCUUGAGAAAUGUAAAAACGUAGGAAUGAAAAUUGAUGGUUUCCAAUUUGGUCGAGAUCCGGAAAGAGUUCAAAGAGGGUUUCUAGAUAAUAUUCCUGCGUCCAUGGCAACAUUUUUGGGUCGGCCGAAUUUCAUAAUUUAUUGUGCACCUGCUCACGACCCUGAUUACACCCCACCAAGGGUUAUAAUCGAUGUCCAGUUUCUCCUAGAUAAAGCGGAAGACUUGCUGCACGAGGGCUCUUGGUCUCCAGUUUUUGCACUUAAUCCACUUGAAAAACUUGCUCUCGGGCUUCAACACAUUCGGAGUGUAGUGGGAAAAGGGUUGAAGGCGUUUCAUAAGAUUGGAAAAGAAGAAGCACUGACACUUUUUGAAGAUGAGUUGCUGAGGACUGCAAAGUGGUUAACCUAUUUUGAUGAUUUCCAAAGGUUGCCACAAAAAUUGCAGCUAGACAUGCUCGAAGGAAUAUUCAAAGUGUGGACACGACUAGACAAGCUACAUCUCACAGCUAGGGGUCGAAGACAAAAUCUAUGUGAGAGAUGGCAAGUGAUGGGUCAUAUAAAUAAAGAGCAAGUAUUAUGCGAUAUGAAGAAGCUAGAACUUGAUAUAUCAUGGUGCUCAAGAUACACAGUUGAGCAGUUGAGUUUUUUCAACGAUCCCAGCUCUGAAUGCCGUGGUGAACAAGUUGUGCAGAUGAUGAUAGACCUGAAUCCCACCGACGUUGAGCUAGCAUUCAUGAUGUGCCAGCUUAGUUUCUAUUACGUUGGCAAACGAUUUCAAGGAGUUAUUCUAGAAGUUUCCGAUCGAAUUCUAGACUCAAUAUCCAAUUAUUUACACGAUUAUUAUGUUAGGAGGCUGAACAUGCCGCAGUACAGUAAGCGGGUUGCCCAAAUGAUGAAGAUCAAUAACCAUAUUCAGCAAGAUGUUGUUAUUGAACGAUCGAAAAAUGAGCUGUUGAGUGUGUUUGAUGUGUAUUAUGCAGAAUAUUCUCAUGACAUUUUUAGAACCGUUUGA